AUGGGGCGAGGAGAAGAGAUCACCAUCACCGACCAACCGGACCCCCUUCUUCAACCAGACGAUGAGGCCGCCAGUAAGAAGAAGAACAAACUGAACAAGAAGAAGAAGGCAGCCAAGGAGAAGAAGGAGCGAAGGAAGAGCCGGGGCGACACCGACGUCGUCAUCUCGCAUCCCGACUACGACAGCUUCCGCGACAUGGCCGACGUCAUCAAGGACCCGCAGGAGCGCGCCUCGAUGCUGGGCGCGCGGCCCGUCGUCGACCCGGCGGCCCAGCUCCCCACGGGGCGGGUCAAGCGCAUGUUCACCAUCAUCGGCCGCAAGGGCGAGCGGCGCAAGGACUCCCUGCCGGGCAGCCACCGCGAGCGCUGGGAGCUGAUCGACCCUGACGCCCUGCGCAAGGCACCCCUCCCCCAAUCACUGGUGACGCAUCGACAUCGGCUUCCUCCGCCGCUCCCGCCGCUUCCGACCCACCUCCAGCGACACCAGUCGACGCCCCUCCAGCGGCGGGUGGCGCCACCCAAGCCGCCCCCCGAGGCGGACCGGCCGUCAGCCACCACUUCGACGACCCGCACCGCGACGUUGCCGGCGGGGGCGGGCGACGAGAUCGUCUUGUGCGUCGCCACCUACAACUUCAAGGCCCAGCAACCCUCCGAGCUCAGCUUCAAUGAAGGGGAUAUUAUUGAGGUGCUGGACCAGAAGAAGAGCGAUUGGUGGAUGGGGCGACUGGACGGCCAGUGCGGCCUCUUCCCCCGCAUCUUCGUCAACCUUUGCACUCCUCCCACUCCUCAGGUACGCUGA
This is a messenger RNA of Acanthamoeba castellanii str. Neff, 798 nucleotides long. Its product is annotated as SH3 domain containing protein. Bases 1 to 798 code for a protein of 265 amino acids. Gene Ontology annotation, molecular function: protein binding. The transcript is spliced from 4 exons. The record is from RefSeq and is a predicted model, not a curated record. NCBI's taxonomy places the organism in Eukaryota, Discosea, Longamoebia, Acanthamoebidae.